UCCAAGGGGAGGUAAAAGCACUGUCAUCUGUGUUAGUCCGGAUUCUCCCCGCUCACCAGGAUCUCCAUCCUAGUGCGGCACAAAGGCUGCCGGCAUUGUGAGCAGCUGAUUGCGGCCGAGACGGUCCGCCAUGGCUCGCGGCCCGCUGAGGUGCGCCGCGGUCCUGCUGCUGCUGCUGCAGCUGACCUCCCCGGCCGCCGGCAGAGCGACGUACACGAUCGUGGCGCCGAAGGUGCUGCGACCGAACCUGCCGUACAAUGUGGCCAUCACCAUCCUGGAAACCAACAAGCCGACCAAGGUCACCGUUCAGGUCGGCGGACGGCCUGACGCGGGCGGCAACGAGCUCAAGAGCAAGGACAUCGUCGUCCAGCCGGGCUUCACGUCCAUCCUGCAGUUCAAUAUUGGCGACCUGGGACCGGGCCAGUACAACAUAACGGCGGCCGGCCAGGGCGGCCUCAGCUUUCAGAACACGACGGCGCUCGAUUACGUCCACAAGUCGUACUCGGUGUUUAUCCAGACGGACAAGGCCGUCUACAAGCCGGGUGACUUGGUCAACUUCCGGGCGGUGGUGCUCAACCCCAGCCUGCGGCCACACACCGCCGGCAGCGUCAGCGCCUGGGUCACGGACGGAAAGGGGAACCGCAUUCAGCAGUGGGACCGCCAGUUCACCACCAACGGCGUGUUCACGAACUCGCUUCAGCUCUCCGACCAGCCGGUGCUCGGUGACUGGAACAUCACGAUCGACGUGCUGGGACAGACGACGAGCAAGCUGUUCGAGGUGGCGGAGUACGUGCUGCCGCGCUUCGAGGUGACGGUGGAGCUGCCUCCGUACGCCACAUUCGCCGACACCACAGUCACUGCCACCGUACACGCCAAGUACACUUACGGGAAGCCGGUCAGAGGGGAGGUCAUGGUGCGGGCGCACCCGGAGAUCAAGUCCUCCUACAUCCAGCCCAUCUUCCAGGACCCGGUCCGCAAGUCAUCCAGCAUCGACGGCAAGGCUGAUGUCUCCUUUGACCUCAAGGACGAGCUGGGACUGACGGAGGACUACGAGCGCGAGCUGGUGUUCGACGUGAUCGUGACGGAGGAGCUGACGGGCCGCGCACAGAACGCGUCCGCCUCCACCACCCUGCAUCGGCACAAGUACACGCUGCAGCUGGUCAAGACGGCAGAGAACUUCAAGCCCGGCCUGAAGUACACCGCCUUCCUCAAAGUGGCAACCCAGGACGACGUGCCGGUGCGGGGCGGCCGCGACAAGGUCAAGGUCAAGUACGGCUACUCGUACAACCACGAGGACUACACGGCCACCGAGUACGACGUGCCACCGAACGGGCUGAUCGAGCUGACGUUCUACCCGCCCGCCGACAACGUCACCCACGCCCUGGGUAUUGAGGCGGAGUACAAGGGCGUAAACCAGUGGUUCUCGACUGUGAACCGCGCACUGUCGCCGUCCAACACGUACAUCCAGGCGGUACUGGACACCGAGGAGCCGCGCGUCGGCCAGCAGGUGGUCGUGCACAUCAACUCGACGGUGCCCGUGUACCAGUACGUGUACGAAGUGCUGGGCCUGGGCCAGCUCCAGUUCGCUGAGACACUCAACGCCGGGGGCGCCAUGACGCAUCAGUUCAGGUUCACGGUGCGAAAGGACAUGGUACCCCGCACCAGGGUUGUUGUCUACCACAUCCUGCCGGAUGGCGAGGUGGUCGCCGACGCCCUCGACUUCGACGUGAUGGGAACCUUCCAGAACACGGUGGAAAUCGAGCUGGGUUCUUCCAAAGUUGAGCCCGGCCGGGAUGUGGAUAUCAAGAUCAAAACUCGCCCCGACUCCUACGUGUGUGUUCUGGGCGUCGACCAGGCCGUGACGGUCCUCAAGUCAGGCAACGACAUCAGCCAAGCGGACGUGUACGCCGAAAUGGAGAGCUACGACUCAGGCCGGCGGCCGGACGGCCUGCCUUUCCUGGAACGCCAGAAGCGGUCGCUAUUCUUCUGGCCCGGCACCUCCACGGCCACCCAGGUGUUCGAGGACUCGGGUGUGGUAAUGCUGACGAACGCCUACGUACAUGACAGCCUUCAUCUGAACGACGGCGAGGACGAGGAGCAGGUCGGUAAGCGCCCCAACUCGCGCCCAAUCCGCCCCCUGGUGUACCGCAACGAUAGCACCGCGCUGAGGCCCGACCGGGGACCGUCCAUCGAGUACAAGCCCAAGGCGCGACCGCCGCUGGCCGGGCCCUUCGCGUUUUUCACAAUCCCGCCACCCUUCUACCACCACCGAAGGGUCAACGUACUGCGCGACCCGCCCAACACGUGGAUCUUCAAGGACAUUCCGACGGCGGGCACUCUGGGCGAGGCGCGACUGAGGGAGCGCGCUCCCGACACCAUCACCUCCUGGAUGAUCUCCGCCUUCUCCGUGGACAACCUGUACGGGUUCGGCGUCAGCGAGAAACCGGCCAAGCUGCAAGUGUUCCGGCCGUUCUUCGUGUCGCUGAACCUGCCGUACUCUGUGAAGCGGGGCGAGGUGGUCGGCAUCCAGUGCGUCGUCUUCAACUACCACGACAGGAACAUGGUGGCAGAUGUCACGUUGGAGCACCAGGGUGACCUCCAGUUCACGAGCUUCUCUGACGAGGACGUCAACGAGGUGGAGUCGGAAAAGAAGGCCGGACCUCCAGAGCUCUUCAAGAAAAAGCAGGUCGUCGUGCCGAAGGGUGAAGGUGCCAGCGUGACGUUCAUGGUCAUCCCCCAAGCCCUGGGCCAUCUCGACAUCAAGGUCUCGGCCCGGACCAGCAUCGCAGGGGACGCGGUACAGCGGAAACUCCUGGUUAAGCCGGAGGGCGUGCCUCAGGUCAUCAACACGGCCAUGCUGGUGGACCUCCGGGACACCAACAAGUUCAACAGCUCCGUGGCCAUUAAGAUGCCACGCAGCUUUGUCAACGGCUCCAACUCGGUCGAGGUCUCCGUGGUCGGCGACAUAUUGGGCGGCAGCGUGGGAAACCUGGAGCGGCUGAUCCAGCUACCGUACGGCUGCGGCGAGCAGAACAUGCUGCGCUUCGUGCCCAACAUCGUGGCGCUCGACUACGUGACCGGGUCGGGUCAGGUGACAGCCGGCCUACAGGCACGCGCCGUCGCCAACAUGCGCACCGGCUACCAGCGCGAGCUGAGCUACCUGCGCUCCGACGGCAGCUUCUCGGCGUUCGGAGACCGCGACGAGAGCGGCAGCACCUGGCUGACGGCGUUCGUGGUGCGCUCAUUUGCCCAGGCGCGCGAGUAUAUCGACAUCGACAGCAACGUAAUGAAGCUGGCACUCAAGUUCCUUGCCGACAACCAGGCCUCUAACGGCUCCUUCCCCGAGGUGGGCCGGGUCAGCCACCAGCCGAUGCAGGGCGGCGCAGCUCGCGGGGUACCGCUUACCGCCUUCACCCUGCUGGCGUUCCUCGAGGCCGAGGAGGGCGCUCAGUUCGCGCAGAACACCAACAGCGCCAUCGACUACCUGGUGCGCAACAUCCCGACGGAUCCGUACGAGCUGGCGGUGGUGGCGUACGCGCUGGCCAAGGCUGACCACCCGGGCGCGCGCGGCGCGCUGGCCCGCCUCGACGCGCUCGCGCGGGAGGAGGACGACCUGCGCUGGUGGGAGAAGCCACUGGAGUCGGAGAAGAACACGUCCUACUGGUACGGCAAGCCCCGCCCACUCGACAUCGAGAUGACGUCAUAUGCGCUGCUGACGUACAUCGAGCGCGGCCGGCGAGCUGAGGCGCUGCCCGUGCUCCGCUGGCUCAUGCUGCGGCGCAACGCCAUGGGCGGCUUCCAGAGCACGCAGGACACGGCGGUGGGCAUGGCGGCGCUGGCGGCGGCGGCGAACGUCCUUCAGUCGGAGGACACGGACGUCUCCGUCCGCUUCAUCUUCGGCCCGCGCGGCAAGAACAUGCGCGUGACGCGGGCCAACGCCCUGGUCACGCAGAAGUACGAGUUACCUGAGCCGAACGUGGAAGACAUCGAGAUCAGCGCGACGGGCUCCGGCCUGGCCGUCGUCCAGGUCACGCACCGCUACAACGUCGAGGUCACGGGCCCCGACCCCAGCUUCUUCCUGGACCCCAAGCUGGACGCGCUCAGCAACUCGCGGCACAUCAAAGUCAGCGCCUGCACGGGCUGGGAGGGCGACGGGGAGUCCAGCAACAUGGCCAUCAUGGAGAUCGAGCUGCCGUCCGGCUUCACCGUCGACGAACAGUCGAUCCCUGGCCUGUACAAGUACCGCAGCGUGAAGCGCGUGGAGACGGUGGAGGGCGACACCAAGGUUAUCAUCUACUUUGACGAGAUAUCGAAGUUCGAGACCUGCCCGACUGUGCUCGGCUACUACACGGCGAAGGUGGCCCGGCAGAGGCGCUCGGCCGUGCAGGUGUACGACUACUACGACCCGACGAGGAUGGCGCGCCAGUUCUACCUGCCGAUCCAGGCGACCCUCUGCGACAUCUGCGAGGGCGACGAGUGCGACGCGGAGCGCUGCAAGGAGGCCGACUCGCUGCCCGGCGUGGGCCCGGAGCCGGACGACGCAGCCGACGGCAGGAAGUGCGUUGAGAAGAGACUGUGA
Molecule: messenger RNA, 4579 nt
Organism: Pollicipes pollicipes
Lineage: Eukaryota; Metazoa; Arthropoda; Thecostraca; Pollicipedomorpha; Pollicipedidae
Product: CD109 antigen
Exons: 29
Coding region: 131-4579 (1482 amino acids)
Cellular component (GO): extracellular region
Molecular function (GO): endopeptidase inhibitor activity
Source: RefSeq, a predicted model, not a curated record